Messenger RNA from Chlorella variabilis, 399 nucleotides. RefSeq lists its product as hypothetical. NCBI's taxonomy places the organism in Eukaryota, Viridiplantae, Chlorophyta, Trebouxiophyceae, Chlorellales, Chlorellaceae. Gene Ontology annotation, molecular function: protein-disulfide reductase activity. The record is from RefSeq and is a predicted model, not a curated record. The coding region runs from base 1 to 399 and encodes 132 amino acids. The transcript is spliced from 4 exons.
AUGCUGUAUGACGGCGACUGCCCGCUGUGCAUGCGAGAAGUGGAGAUGCUGCAGCGGCGGGAUGCGGGCAAGGGGCGCAUCGCGUUUGUGGAUGUGGCGGCGCCUGGCUACGACCCAGCCCAGCACGGCGGCAUCAGCUUUGAGGCAGCCAUGGAGCGCAUCCACGCCAUCGAGGCAGACGGCACCAUCCUGACGGAUGUGGAGGUUUUCAGGCGGCUCUACGAGGAAGUGGGCCUGGGCUGGGUGUAUGCCACCACCAAGAACCCCACCGUCCUCGGUUUCGCCAACAAGCUCUACUCCGUGUGGGCUCGGUAUCGGCUACCGCUGACGGGCCGGCCAGACCUGGCGCAAGUGUUGGAGCAGAAGAAGCAGUGCAGGCCCUCGGACGGCAGUGCCUGA